UUCACACUUAGCGGUCAUAAAAGUAGAGGAAAUUCAAUGGACAUUGUUUAAUUUCAUCUCUUGGGAGAAAAAAAAAAUGGCGGGAAGCAUUAUGCACUGUACAUUGAACCAUCUCCAACUUUUUGGCGAAGAAUCGUCCAUGUUAGAAUUCAAACCCUAGCUAGGAUUCUUAUUUUCUGGGUGUAAAUAUGUACAAAAGACAACCUCACCGAUUAUAGAUUUAUUUUGAUCAUAAUCAUCUAUGUGGUGAUCAUGGGUAAUUAUUCCAAGUACUUCAUAGCCAUGUUCUAUGUAUUCAUAAGGAUGAUGAUACUGUUAUUAGAGCCAAAGAAGAACCAAAUGGUGAAUGCAGCGGAUAUGAACAAUACAACUGUCGCGGUGCUUCAUUUUUGUGCUACAGGUUCAACUCCUCUUCACGAACCCUAUAAUGAUAUCCGGAAAUUCAUCUGUUCAUCGCUUGAUUGGCACGGCUACAGUAUCGCUCUCCGGAAAGAUGAACAUGAUGUUGUUACAAUAGUACUAUCGGGUAUGUAUGAAAUGAACUGGAUUGGAGUUGGAGUAUCGCGAGAUGGGAAAAUGGAGGGUGCGAGUGCUGUGGUGGGAUGGCUGCGAGGCAAAGACAGCAACUCCAGCGUUAUAAAGCAGUACUUUUUGCAGGGUCCGUCGAGUGAUCAAUUCAUUCCAGAUAAAGGUGAUCUGGAAUUCGGUAAAGCUGCUCCUACAAUGCUUCUUCAAGACACAACCAUUUACCUGGCAUUUCAACUUCAAUUUGCAAACGGUAUUACUCGUCAACCUUUUAUAUUUGCUGCUGGAAUAGGAAAGCCUGGUGACAACAACAUCCUACCAAAGCACGCCUUUAAUACCUCCAUGACAGUUGAUUUCUCUAAAGGUACUUUCACUCUUGGUUAUGUAGACAUCAGCAAAGUGAAGCUGAACCAUGGAAUUCUGGCUAUAGUUGGAUGGGGCAUAUUCAUUCCAUUAGGAGUAGCAUUGGCCAGGUACCUUAGGGAUCUUGAACCUUUGUGGUACUAUCUUCAUUCAUCAGUUCAGUUUGUGGGAUUCUUUGUUGGCCUUGCUGCUGUGGCUGUUGGGAAGUCAUUAUACGAUCGUAUAGAUGCCGACUUUUUAUACCACAGAGCCAUCGGCUACACCGUGCUUUCUCUUAGUGUUCUUGAGGUGUGCCAAUUCGUCAUGAGGCCGUCGAGUAGUUCCAAUGUUCGGCACUACUGGAAUCUGGCUCAUUAUUGGGUGGGGAGAAUUACAAUCUUGCUCGGACCCGUCAACAUUCUCAUUGGACUCUAUUGUGGAAAUGGAGGUGAAAAGUUAAAGAUUACAUAUUUAUGUGUUCUUGUUUUCUUUGUUGUGGCUGCACUCCUCUUAGAAAUACGGCUGCUGAUGAAGAGGAAAAGAGAAGCAACUACCAAUUUGACCAAGACUCCUGUUUUUCAAGUUGAUUAACCUGAUUAGGGUGAAUGUGAAUUGGUUAGAAACAA
Molecule: messenger RNA, 1493 nt
Organism: Rosa rugosa (rugosa rose)
Lineage: Eukaryota; Viridiplantae; Streptophyta; Magnoliopsida; Rosales; Rosaceae
Product: cytochrome b561 and DOMON domain-containing protein At3g61750-like
Exons: 4
Coding region: 253-1458 (401 amino acids)
Source: RefSeq, a predicted model, not a curated record